UCUCUCUCUCUCUCUCUCUCUCUCUCUCUCUCUCUGAUAUUAAAUUUAUGAACUAACUGUGAUGACUGAUUAUCAGGAUGGAAAAGUUUAAUUACACAAGUGCAACUAGUAUAGCUAAAUCUAUUGGAACUCUAGUAUCGGUUAUUGGUGCACUUAUCGUAACUCUAUACCAAGGCCCUUCGAUUCUUGGAAUUUCAUCACAUUCGGACGAAACUCUAACGAGUUCAUCAGCUUGGCUUAUCGGUGGAUUGCUUCUCACUAUCGACAGUUUGGUGGCCUCCAUAUUUAUCAUUGCACAGGCAAUAGUGCUGAAGAAAUGCCCAGCAGAGCUUGUUCUAAUGCUAUUCUACAGCUGCUUCGUCGCCAUUUUAUCAGCAGCAGCCUCUUUUAUUGUCGAAAAAGACCUUAAUGCCUGGAGCCUCAAGCAUAGGAUGAGGUUUAUCCCUGUUAUCUACUCGGCGCUUUUCGGGAAUGUAUUCCAAGUAUCGAUUAUAAUGUGGUGUGUGAGAAGAAAGGGGCCUCUGUUUGCAUCGGUAUUCCAUCCUUUAGGAGUCAUUUUUGCCACUACGAUGGGCAUCGUCAUUUUGGGAGAGGCCUUCUAUCUCGGAAGCUUGCUCGGGUCGAUAGUGGUCGUGAUCGGGUUUUAUUUCGUAAUGUGGGGAAAAGCUAAGGAAGCAGAGACGAUUGACGACGAUGGAUUGAAAGGCUUCGAGUCGAGAAAUGAGAAGAAGAUGCCUCUGUUGCUAAACAACACUGCUGAGAAUGGCGUAGUUUAGUGGUGACAAACAUGAAGUAUUGCAAGUUGCAACACUUACCGUAUUUCGCUCUUCUUUAUUUGGCUGCUGUUUAAUCUAGUGUUGUCAUGGUAAACUAGGGUUGGCAAUUUGGGAUACGGUUCCAUGGAUCCGAUCAAAUUCGGUUCGAUCCAUAUGUAUCCGGUUAGCAUUAAAUCUAGUUAGAAAUAAAUCGGAUCGGAUCACAUAUGGAUCCAAUUCGUAAAUUACAGAACUUGACAAAGUUUGUAAAUUACAGAUGCCACUAUUAGUUACUUUUAUUUUGCAAAUAUCUCGAGAGUUAGAGAGAUAAAGCAAUUUCAAAUACGUGAGAUGAGUGACAAAUAUCCAGGAUCCAACACAAACUCUAUGUUACAAAUAAGCAUUAUGAAAUCAAAUACAAAUGUUGUAUAACAAAUCUAUACCUUACAAAACUACAAAUCUAAACUCAGCAACACGGGAAAAUCGACACAACAGCUCCUCGUAUGCGUGCCUCAAAACGAGAAAAAAAAUUGAUUUAAACAAUAGCUUACAGAAAAUUUUAACAUUUUCUUAUAAUGAUGUACAUAAACUGCUCUUUUAAGGGAGAAACGAAGAGUAAGAGGCACAUGCAAAUGGUACUGGCUCGAGCCACUCAAAUUCUAAUCA
Molecule: messenger RNA, 1421 nt
Organism: Erythranthe guttata (spotted monkey flower)
Lineage: Eukaryota; Viridiplantae; Streptophyta; Magnoliopsida; Lamiales; Phrymaceae
Source: RefSeq, a predicted model, not a curated record